Messenger RNA from Camellia sinensis, 1469 nucleotides. The record is from RefSeq and is a predicted model, not a curated record. Lineage: Eukaryota; Viridiplantae; Streptophyta; Magnoliopsida; Ericales; Theaceae.
CAUUAUGACUGCUUCAUUAACACCCACCUUCAAAUACCACAAUCACAUUCACCCUCUCGCCCUCGUCUAUCCGACUCAUAAAGAUCAUUCCUAUUUUAUUAGCAAAAACAAUCACUGCAACAUUUGUCAAAAUUCAAUGACGGGAGAAAGGUUUUGGCUAUAUGUUUGUAGAGGAUGCAGAUAUUGCAUUCAUGUCAAUUGCUCAACAAAGACAAAGUAUACUUUCUCGUUUACCCUGAUUUCGGUUUUUAUUUUCUCUUUUGACAAGAAAAAAGUUUAUUGACAAUGCUUUUCUCCUCAUUUGAUGUGUGUUCUAUUGUUAUUUUGUGGAUUUAGGGAAAGAGAAAGUGCAAUCGAGGUUGAGAAUAUUGACAAGGCCAAUUUGAUUCACUUGCCAAUGACUGGUGACUCAAUUAGUGCAAUUGACCUAUUUUUGAAGCAAAUCAGCAUGGGAGACAAAAAGAGAGAAGCAGAGCUCAAUCAUUUUAGUCAUUACCAUCCAUUAAUCCUUUUCGAUGCGCAAGGAGACAACAAUUUGUGCUAUGAGAACGAACUAUUUUUCUUGAAUGAGCUGAAUAAUGACAAAAUAUGCAAUGCGUGUGUGCAAAAAAUUUCUGCUCCAUUUUAUAGUUGUGGCCUAUGUGAUUUUUUUCUUCACAAAUGGUGUGCCGAGCUACCAAAUAAACUGGAGCAUCCGUGUCACCCACACCAGCUCAUCCUCCUCAAAAAGCCCCCUAAACCUAUAGGAUUGUUCUAUUGCAAUGGCUGCGGAUAUUAUUGCAACGGAUUUGCCUUCCAAGGUAUCAGGAAUAGAUGUAUGAAUUAUAGCGAUUACUACCCCGAUGUUAAGUGUGCUUUCCUACCCAAAGCCAUCAUUCAUAAAGUUCAUGAGCAUCCUCUCUUCCUAAAGAAAGAUUGUAUCACCGCAGGUUGUGCUGCAUGUGAUCGCUGUAUUGGGAUGUUCGCAUUUGGAUGUGACAUUUGCAAUUUCAAUUUACACUACACAUGUGCUCGGCUACCAGAUACAAUUAAGCAUAGGUAUGAUGAACAUCCCUUUACCCUAAUUUAUGCACCCAUUAAGAAUGGACUCGAUGAGUAUAUGUGUGAAUUUUGCGAGGAAGGAAUAGACCCAAAGUGGUGGUUUUAUCACUGCAUCGAUUGCGAUCAGUCUGCUUGUGCCAAAUGCAUUUGUACGGAGAGAAAGGAAGUUCAAAAUAUCAAGUGGGGAAGCACCUAUAACUUUGACAGUCACCCACACCGGCUCAUCUAUGUUCCAACCACAGACGAUGGGUGUGACUACUGCCAGGAGAAUUUCUAUGCCCCUUUUCCACUAACAAGACAAAUAGGCUUCAAAUGUGAGCAGUGUAACAUUAUGGUCCAUCCAUUUUGUCCUUAUAGAUAAUAUGUGUUGGUUUUGAGUCUUUGAUGAGGAAAGUAGAAAGGAAACGAGAAAUGUAAUUGUACUUUUU